This is a messenger RNA of Pimephales promelas (fathead minnow), 1510 nucleotides long. The record is from RefSeq and is a predicted model, not a curated record. NCBI's taxonomy places the organism in Eukaryota, Metazoa, Chordata, Actinopteri, Cypriniformes, Leuciscidae.
GUGAUUUGGUACACGUAGAAAGCAAUAUAACAAACUCAACAUGCCGAUGUUUUGCGUCGUGUAUGGUUGCUCAAAUCGAUCGAACCGAGAAAUCACAAAGAAGUUUUAUCGUGUACCAAAAGUAGUUGUGCACAAGGGGGAAAAAUGCAAGAAAUUGACCGAAAAACGCCGCAAAAAAUGGCUUGCAAACCUACGUCUAAGAUCGGGAGGAGCUGAAUCGAAAAAUGCCCGCGUGUGCAGUGAUCACUUCAUAAAAGGCUUCCCUAGUUCUUUAAACGACUUUGAGUCUGUAGACUGGGCCCCUACAGUUAAGCUUGGUUAUCAGAAAGGGAAGCCCGCGACAGAAGCAUCGCGAAAACGAGAGGAGAGGAUAAAGUCUAGGGUCGAUCAACAUAGACACGCAGAAUGUGCAGAGGCCUUGCUGGAUCUCCAUGAGUCAGCUGAGAACCCAGAGGACACCUCAGAGAUCUUACUUGAUCAACAAGAUGCAGGAUGCCAGACAGACCUAACCAUGGAUGACAUAGAGAGGAUGGAAGAUGUUCUGAAGCAAACCACUACAGAGCUGGGUGAUCUUCGGCAUAAAGCACUGGACACACAGCUUAGCCAGGAGUCUUUUCAGAAGAAUAAAGACAAGACAAAGUUUUACACUGGACUCCCCAACUUCUUAGUUUUAAUGCAGGUUUUUCAACUGUGUGAGCCUUAUAUCACCUGUGGCCAUUCGUCUGUGCUUUCUAAAUUUGAACAGGUCAUUUUAGUUUUGCUAAGGUUGAGACUAAACCUUCCUCUGAAAGAUUUGGCUUUCAGGUUCAAUGUCUCUUGCUCCACAGUUUCUAGAAUUUGGCACAAGUUAAUUGGCAUUCUUCAUGAGAGAUUGGAGUUUUUAAUUGAGUGGCCAGAGCGACAUGUACUUCAAUCCACAAUGCCAAUGGCCUUCAGGCAAGCAUUUGGAUGUAGAGUUGCUGUGAUCAUAGACUGCUUUGAAGUAUUUAUCGAACGACCUUCUAAUUUGCUUGCUAGAGCACAAACCUGGUCAAACUAUAAAACAUCGUCACACUGUGAAGUUUCUGAUCGGUGUUGCUCCCCAAGGUUAUGUCUCUUACAUAUCUCCAGCCUGGGGAGGAAGAGUUAGUGAUAAGCAGAUUACUGAAGAGAGUGACCUCCUAAAAAACCUUUAACCUGGAGAUAUUGUUCUAGCAGACCGUGGGUUUAACAUUGGGGAUAGUGUAGGAUUCUACUGUGCUUCACUACAGAUACCUGCAUUCACAAAGGGGAAAAGACAACUGUCAGCAUUCGAGGUGGAAGAAACUAGAAAAAUAGCUAAUGUACGUAUCCAUGUGGAAAGGGUUAUUGGAUUGGUUAGAAGGAAAUAUCAGAUUUUGCAAAGUAGGGCCAUGCCCAUCGAACACAUGGCAACAAAACUAGGCGAGUCACUGACAUUGAUUGAUAAGAUUGGAGUUAUUUGCUGUGCCUUGUCAAAUUUGUCUGAGUCUGUGGUCCCACUGGAGUAAAA